Messenger RNA from Phymastichus coffea, 1496 nucleotides. It is a transcript of the gene Spx, whose product is annotated as splicing factor 3B subunit 4. The record is from RefSeq and is a predicted model, not a curated record. Gene Ontology annotation, biological process: positive regulation of mRNA splicing, via spliceosome. The transcript has 4 exons. Gene Ontology annotation, molecular function: RNA binding. Lineage: Eukaryota; Metazoa; Arthropoda; Insecta; Hymenoptera; Eulophidae. Gene Ontology annotation, cellular component: nucleolus; U12-type spliceosomal complex. The coding region runs from base 247 to 1374 and encodes 375 amino acids.
AAAAAUUUGGAUUACAAAAAUUACACAACCGACCCGUUCGAAUUUGAAUCGACGUAUCCUAAUUACGUAAUUUAUAAACCACUAAUACUCUAAACUAUGUAAACUACUUUUCUUUUAGUUCAUCUAUAACUUUUCCCUCUUAGUUUUUUAAUUAAAUCUGCUACCAAAUUAAAGUUACCGAUUGAGUUUGAGCACUAUUAUCGCAUACGUCAGUAAAACAAAAUAAGUUGAACCUCAACCGCAAUAAUGGCGGCCGGUCCGAUAGCAGAGCGUAAUCAAGAUGCCACAAUCUAUGUUGGAGGAUUGGAUGAUAAAGUUAGUGAAUCUCUCCUUUGGGAGUUAUUUGUCCAGUCUGGACCUGUGGUUAAUGUCCACAUGCCAAAGGACAGAGUCACUCAAACACAUCAAGGGUAUGGAUUUGUUGAGUUUAUGGGGGAGGAGGAUGCCGAUUAUGCAAUAAAAAUAAUGAAUAUGAUCAAGUUGUAUGGUAAACCUAUUCGAGUUAACAAGGCUAGUGCCCACCAAAAGAAUCUUGAUGUUGGAGCCAAUAUUUUUAUUGGUAAUUUAGAUCCAGAAGUAGAUGAAAAACUACUAUAUGACACAUUCAGUGCUUUUGGAGUGAUUUUGCAAACACCAAAGAUUAUGCGGGACCCUGAAACGGGAAAUUCGAAAGGUUUUGCUUUUAUCAACUUUGCGUCAUUUGAUGCUAGUGAUGCUUCAAUAGAAGCAAUGAAUGGUCAGUACCUCUGUAACCGACCAAUAUCUGUAUCGUACGCUUUCAAAAGAGAUGCCAAAGGCGAACGUCACGGUAGUGCAGCGGAACGUCUGUUGGCCGCGCAAAAUCCACUCAGUCAAGCUGACAGGCCUCACCAGCUGUUUGCUGAUGCACCUCCACUUAUUCCGACGUCGAUGCCACCCAUGGGAAUGGCAGCUCAACAUCACAUGAUGCACGGCAUGGUAAUGCCACCACCACCUCCACCCACAGUACCGGCAAUGCCACCGAUGGGCAAUCCACCGCCACCACCGGUUCCACCACCACCAGCAGGUUUCCCAGGCAGUAUUCCACCGCCACCAAUGCCGCCGAUGCCCAACAUGCCCUCGCAACCACCUUUACCACCCGGUAUGCCUCCUCCAUUGCCACCAAUGCCGAGUCAGCAGAGAAUGAUGGGACCUCCACAAUGGCCUCAACAAGGACAAUUCCCACCUCCACCUCCACCUACGGGUGCGGCGCCACCACCACCUUUCCCUGGACAAUUCCAACCACCGCUGCCCAGAGCUGCACCUCCAGCUUGGAGAGGACCACAUCCACCACCACCGUUCCCACCGCGGGCGCCUCCACCUCCGCCUCCACCAACAGAGGGUGGACAAUAUUAAAACGAAUUUUCGUAACUUGAAAUGGAUAUCUUUAUUUUCAAGAGAAAAGAGCUGCCGUGUUUAAAAUGAAAGCGAAUGUAUAUAUUUUUUAAUUUUAUCAUAUCUAGUAAAUUGACUAAGGU